AUGGCUGAAUGUGGGGGCUCCAUGAUGGCUGACAGUGAGGCCCUGGUGCAUGCGAGGAUCACUCUCCUGCUGCUCUGGCUGAGGGUGUUUCUGUUCCUUUCUGCAUGGUCCCAGGUUGGGCUCUCCCAACGCCAUGGUCCCCCAGAAGUGGUAAUCCCCUUGAAGGUAACAGGCACUAGUGUUGGCAUGAAUCCUUUAGGCUGGCUCUCUUACAGCCUACAUUUUGGGGGCCACAGACACAUUGUCCACAUGAAGGUCACGAAGCAUUUUCUGUCCAGACACCUCCCAGUGUUCACCUAUACAGACCAGGGUGCUCUCCUUGAGGACCAGCCUUUUGUCCAGAAUGACUGCUACUACCAUGGUUAUGUGGAGGGGGACCCAGAAUCCCUGGUUUCCCUCAAUACCUGUUUUGGAGGCUUUCAAGGAAUAUUACAGACAAAUGACAUUGUUUAUAAAAUCAAGCCCCAAAGGCUUUCUACCACAUUUGAACAUCUAGUAUAUAUGAUGGGCAGUGAGGAAACAGAAUCCCCACCCAUAAGAUGUGGAUUAACAAAUGAAGAAAUAGCACGACAACUGAAGUUUCAAGAGAGUGAUAAUUCCACUUUAAUGCAAACGACGUAUGAAGGCUGGUGGAUCCACAGGCGGUAUCUUGAAUAUGUAUCGGUGAUAGACAAUAGCCAAUAUACUCAUCGCCGAAGGAAUGUCUCGCUUGUGCAGCAGGACGUAUGUACUAUAGUCCAUCUGAUGGAUAGCAUUUAUGACCAACUGGGAAUGGAUGUGAUUUUAGUUGGAAUAGAUAUCUGGACUAAUGAAGACCACAUUGCACUAAGUGAUGUACGUAGCACUCUGGAUACUUUUUGUCCUUGGAAGAGCGAGAACUUGAAUACACGCUUGCCCCAUGAUGCUACACAACUUUUCUCAAGGGCUGCACAUGGUGGUACUGGCUUCUCCCACGUGGAAACAAUAUGCUCUGGUACUCUUGAUUGUGGAGUUGUGGCUUUCAGAACUGACGAUAUACAGUACUUUGCAACGAUGGCAGCACAUGAGCUCGGUCAUCUUUUGGGUAUGCACCAUGAUGAUACGACGUGCAAGUGUGGGUUUACAAACUGCCUAAUGGCUGAUACACAAACAGUGACACCUAAAUUCAGCAACUGCAGUUAUAAUAGAUUUUUCGGCGUUGUAGCAUAUAGAAGAUGUAUGGAAUUUUCACCAAACCCAGAUAGGUUCUUUGCCCAGAAACGCUGUGGGAACAGUGUGGUUGAAGCAGGAGAAAAAUGUGAUUGUGGCUCCUUAGCAUUGUGUGCAAAAGAUCCGUGUUGUGACUCAAACUGCACUCUGAGUCGUGGCGCUGCUUGUGCUUUUGGGCUUUGUUGCAGAGACUGCACGUACAUGCCAUCAGGCACCAUGUGUAGAAAAGAGGAAAAUGAAUGUGAUCUUCCAGAGUGGUGCAAUGGGACAUCCUCUGAGUGUCCAGAAGAUGUGUACGUACAGGACGGGUUGCCAUGCAAGGGCGGUGGCCACUGCUAUGAAAAGAGAUGCAAUAAUCGUGAUGAACAGUGUAGAAAACUCUUUGGCAAAUUGUCCAGGAGUGGACCUCAGAGUUGCUACCAGCAAGUGAACACCCGAGGUGACCGUUUUGGUAACUGUGGUAUAACGGCCUAUUCAUAUACAAGAUGUAACAUCUCAGAUGCCCUAUGCGGGAGGGUUCAGUGUGAGUAUGUGGCAGGUAUUCCUACUCUGAAAGACCAUUCUACUUUGCUUUCAUCUCACAUCAAUGGCAUCACCUGCUGGGGUACAGACUACCAUCUUGGAAUUACCACACCCGAUGUUGGUGAAGUGAAAGAUGGUACAGAUUGUGGUACAGAUCAUAUCUGCAUCCGAAGGAAGUGUGUCCAUAUAUCACAUUUGGACAGUCAGUGUACACCUCGGUUCUGCAAUUUGAAAGGAGUCUGCAACAAUAGACACCACUGCCAUUGCAACGUUGAGUGGGAACCUCCCACCUGCAGGGAGGAAGGCAGUGGAGGUAGUCUUGAUAGUGGCCCACCCCCUCAGAGAAAAUACAAGUACUCUGCAAAUGACACGUCUCCUCUGCCAGAUGGCUUUCUGCCAUCAGGGGGUGCUCAAGAGCUACUGGAAGGUGGUAGUGGGAGAAGGCACCUGUUUCUUCCUGUGCUUGCUGCUCCUGUGACCAUCAUUCUAACAAUGGCCCUCAGUCCUGUGAGUGGUAAUUGGUUCCAGCAGUAG
Messenger RNA from Ceratotherium simum simum (southern white rhinoceros), 2244 nucleotides. Its product is annotated as disintegrin and metalloproteinase domain-containing protein 20-like. The record is from RefSeq and is a predicted model, not a curated record. Gene Ontology annotation, molecular function: metalloendopeptidase activity. Gene Ontology annotation, cellular component: external side of plasma membrane; sperm head plasma membrane; plasma membrane. Gene Ontology annotation, biological process: male gonad development; proteolysis. NCBI's taxonomy places the organism in Eukaryota, Metazoa, Chordata, Mammalia, Perissodactyla, Rhinocerotidae.